Molecule: messenger RNA, 975 nt
Organism: Onthophagus taurus
Lineage: Eukaryota; Metazoa; Arthropoda; Insecta; Coleoptera; Scarabaeidae
Gene: Vps2
Product: Vacuolar protein sorting 2
Biological process (GO): vacuolar transport
Source: RefSeq, a predicted model, not a curated record
GACAUAUUUUGAUCUGACUAAUGUCAACUGUGAAUCAUUCCUGUUUUUAACUCAACUCAACUUCUCGUUCUUUUUUACUUAAUAAAAUUUAAGUUUCAGCAAAAAUGGAGUGGUUAUUUGGUAAAAAAUUAACUCCCGAAGAAAUGUUACGCAAAAAUCAGCGGGCGCUGAACAAAGCGAUGCGCGAUUUGGACCGUGAAAAAAUGAAAAUGGAACAGCAGGAGAAAAAGAUAAUAGCCGAUAUUAAAAAAAUGGCUAAAGAGGGUCAAAUGGACGCUGUAAAAAUCAUGGCAAAAGAUCUCGUUCGUACUAGACGUUCGGUGAAGAAAUUUAUGCUAAUGAAGGCCAACAUCCAAGCUGUUUCGCUUAAAAUUCAAACUUUACGCUCGCAAAAUGCGAUGGCUCAAGCGAUGAAAGGUGUUACGAAAGCGAUGCAAACUAUGAAUAGGCAAUUAAAUUUACCGCAAAUUCAAAGGAUAUUACAAGAGUUUGAGAAACAAAGUGAAAUUAUGGAUAUGAAAGAAGAAAUUAUGAAUGAUGCUAUGGAUGAUGCAAUGGCCGAUGAUGCAGAUGAAGAAGAAACUGACGCGAUUGUUACUCAAGUUUUAGAUGAAUUAGGACUUCAAUUAGGCGAUCAAUUAUCAGGGUUACCUCAAACUUCAGGAAGCUUACCAGGAGCUGCGGCUAAACAACCAGCUGCUGUAGCUGCCGGAGCUGGAAAUGGAGGACUUUCAGAUGCUGAUGCAGAUUUACAAGCACGAUUAGAUAAUUUGAGAAGGGAAUAAAAGAGUUUAAAAUUUUCGCACUGAUUAAAACAAGAAUUGUAAUUUUUGUUUAUAAUAUUAAGCUUUUUGAUGAAUAUAUCUUAUUAUUUUUUAUAAUAAUGUUAGUGAAAACACAUGUAUUAUGUAAUUUGUUAAUGCUAAUAAUGUAAAUAUGAAUUAAUUAGCGAUUAUAAAUAUAUUUGAAAGGUAA